This is a messenger RNA of Gorilla gorilla gorilla (western lowland gorilla), 3863 nucleotides long. RefSeq lists its product as uncharacterized. The coding region runs from base 1 to 825 and encodes 274 amino acids. The transcript has 2 exons. Lineage: Eukaryota; Metazoa; Chordata; Mammalia; Primates; Hominidae. The record is from RefSeq and is a predicted model, not a curated record.
AUGUGCCGGGGAGGACACCUGCGCCGAGGGGACACCUGCGCCGAGGACACUCGCACGAGCGGGAUACUCCACGGGGUCCGGAACGGCCUCCCCGCCCUCCAGGUCCCGGACCUGCCACCGACUCACCCUCUACGGCUACGCCGCCGCCGCCUCCGCCGCCGCCGCCUCCGCCGCCGCCGCCUCCGCCGCCGCCGCCUCCGCCGCCGCCGCCUCCGCCGCCGCCGCCUCCGCCGCCGCCGCCUCCGCCUCCGGGGUCCCGGCCGGAAGUGGACAGCGCGCGGGCACUUCCGCUUCCGGCAACGGCGCCGGAAGCACGGGUCCGGGCCCUCCCGCGGGGCGGGUACUCGUCUCCCGGCCGAGCGACUUCAGCUCGGGGACCUGCCCCAUGGCCGCUCCCCAGCAGGACAGGGUAACCGCCGGGGUGGGGGGGCUCCUUGUCCGUCCCAGCCCCCCCAACUCAGACCCUCUCGCUGCCCCUGGCACCACCGCGUGCGCCCUUCCCCAGGGCCGGCGCAGUCCUGGACGCCUCCGCCGAGCGUGACUGCGUGCAUUUUCUCUCUUUUCCCUUCCCAACCUCCGGAGAGAAGACAGCCCCAGAGCCGCUGUCUCCCUCCUCUGCUGAUGCCUGAUGUCUUUAUGUUGGCCUCGUCGGCCGCACUGCAGUGUGGCAGGGGCGUCCCUCGUUUCCCGCGGACUGAGGUGGGCGCCGGGCAUUCAGUAAACGAAGAAACCAAAGCGGAGAAGGUUGGGAAUCAAACGUCUGUCAUACCUGCCACCAGCAGACAAGCGGCUUUGGGUACCUCCUGGACCCAAACACGAACUUAGCCCCUCCAGGAGUGCAGUCAUUGGCACCCACGUGGGAACAAUGCCAGUGGGAUGGGUGGCCACCGGAUGUUUCCGGGGCCCCUCAGGGGCCCAGCAGCCCAGGUCUUGGAGAAUGAAUGUGGGUCACUGGGCCGCACUGCAGAGGGCCGGUCCUGAGUCGCUGCCUGGAGGAGAGGCCCAUGGCCAGCAGUUGGCUUCACCUGGAGGAAGAAGUACGUGCUAAACCACGAGCGUUCAGGGUUUGUCUGUUUGAUAAAGGAUGCUGGCUUUGACACACCAACUGACAAGAAAGUCUUUCAUAGGUUGGAGCUGCUAAGUUGUGCCCCUGCCCCUCCUGAAAAUUAGCCACACGAAAGGAAGGGUCUGGAAGGUGGCAGGGAAGCCAGCAGAGACCAGGGAAGUGGCAGCAGCAUGGGGCAGGGGCACACAGGAAGGAGAUGGAGCUUGCGGGAGCCCCCAUUGCCACUCCGACAGGGAGCCCUGCCCUGUGCCCUGCUGAUGUUGACACUGACACCGGCUCUAUGAUUUCAGUUUUUCCUUGUAAUUUCUGAAAAUCUAGCAACAAGUUGAGCAAUGAAAAAAAGUAAAAAAGUUAAAAUUGUGUUAGAAAUUAUGACUGUAAAGAAAUUUUGAAACUAAUGAAGAAAAAAUUGCCAAAAUUGCCAAAGCUUUUAGGACUCUUCAAAAUAUAGUAACAUUGAGUAUUGUGAACUAAAGACUCAUACUAUUAUAUCAAUGUCUGGUAGUGAAUUUGGAUGGAGGACUGUCUAGUAACUUCUUAACAAAACAUUGAUUAAGUCUUUCUUGGCGGGGCGCCGUGGCUCACGCCUGUAAUCCCAGCACUUUGGGAGGCCAAGGCAGGUAGAUCAUGAGGUCAGGAGAUCAAGACCAUCCUGGCUAACAUGGUGAAACCCCGUCUCUACUAAAAAAAAAAUACAAAAAAACUAGGCAGGCGUGGUGGUGGGCCCCUGGAGUCCCAGCUACUUGGGAGGCUGAGGCAGGAGAAUGGCGUGAACCUGGGAGGCGGAGCUUGCAGUGAGCCAAGAUCGCACCACUGUACUCCAGCCUGGGCAACAGAGCGAGGCUCCGUCUCAAAAAAAAAAAGGUAUUUAUUGGCUGGGCGCAGUGGCUCCUAACUGUAAUCCCAGCACUUUGGGAGGCUGAGAUGGGCAGAUCCCUUGAGCCCAGGAGUUUGAGACCAGCCUGGGCAACAUGGUCUUUUUGGUAGGAACCCCAUCUCUACCAAAAAAAACCCACAAAAAUUAGCCAGGCAUGGUGGUGCAUGCCUGUAAUCUCAGCUCCCUGGGAGGCUGAGGCAGGAGAAUGGCUUGAACUCGGGAGGUGGAGGUUGCAGUGAACUGAGAUGGCACCACUACACUCCAGCCUGGGUGAUAGAGGGAGAAGCUGUCUCAAAAAAAAAAAAAAAGUUUCUUGACUUCUGUUUUUGGCAGACCACAUUCUGUGAACACCCAGGAGCACUGCUGAGUGCAAGCAUCAUGUCGAUUGCACAAGUGGAUUCACGAACAGGCAAGGACGUGACCAGGGACAAAUGUGGGAAGGGGAGAGGACGCGAAUCAGAAGCAGAGAUGCUUGCCGUCCUACAGCAGGCAGGUGGGUGGGUAGGGUGCAAGUUCUGCGGCCCAGGGGUUGGGUUUUACACUGAAGCAGGACAGAUGACGAAGCUAAGGCUCCCAGCAGGCGGGAGGUGGACGGCGACUCCCAUGUGAAGCACAGAUGUGCGAGGGAUGCAUCCUCAGUGAAAGGGUGGACUAGCGAAACAGCAACAGCCUGGAGACUGUUCCUAAACUCAGCCCUCGGCGGAAGCCAACCCAGGGUCAUUGCUAGAGGGAUCCUCCUCCACCUUGACAGGAGCAAACUCGAGGGGGAGGGAGGGGAGGGCACUGAAGCGCCCACAGUCCUGACCCUGCUCUGGGAGAAUAGAGACCGUGCUUAGCUCCUGCUUAGACCUUGUUAAAUGCCCACAUUAAGGUUAGCCACUGCAAAAAUAGAAACAGGAAGAGAGGAAAUGCAGGCAACACCACAGAGACUGCAGGCAAGGAGAAGAUGAGGAGGACCCUGUGUUCAAAUGUAUCAGUAAUGAGGACACAAGUAAGUGGAUUAGAAACAGUGAAACAUUCAUAGGCGAACAUCUAAAGCAUCAAACAACGAUUAGAACUGGAGGCUUUUCACACGUGGGUCAGCCAGGCCCGAGAAGCUGGUGUGGGGAUAUGAAUAUCAAACAACAUGGGUUUUUGGUCAAAAGCCACUGUCGAAGAUAGUUAUUUUCCUAAGAUGCAAAAUGCAUAAGCCAUAAAGAAUAAAAUAGAAAAGUUGCUAUACUAAAAUUUUAAACUCUUGUGGGAUAUAAUUUUUAAAUCCUUAAGUGAAAAGCCAAGCCACAGACUGAGGGAAAACAUUGUCAACAUCUGUAACUGACAAGAAAAUUGCUAUCCAGAAUAAAAACUGAACUCCUGCAAAUUGAUCUAAAAGAGCAAACAAGUGCAGCAAGAAACGGGUAAAGGACAAGAGCCACUGGCUCCGGGGAAUAAGCUGCUUCCCUCGGCCUUCAGGGAGACCUUGUCCCCACACCCUCCCCACGGGGCCCUGCUGAAGCCUCUGAGCCAUGACUAGGGUGUCCGUUGACCUGACCAGACCAUGAGCCAUGACCCAGGCCCUGCUCUAUUGUCAGCCAGACCUCACUGCGGCCAUGCGGCCUCCCCCACUCGCUAUUCAGCUCCAGCCAUCCAUACGUCCUGCAUAAAACUGCCCCCAAAGACCUGGGCCACCCCCAACCCCAGCUCUGUGCACCUGCAAAGCACCGGUCCCCUCCAUGCCCCGCAGAGUUUACGGGGUUCUCAUGGUCACGUUCAGCUGCCUGCACACGCACACACCGCACAUCACACAUGUUCAGACGCCAGCUCUGGGACAGCACUGAUGUCUGCAUCGUUUUCUCCUGAAUGCGUCCCCAGCACUGGCGCAGGGCCUGAGACUCAACAAGGACUAAAAAAAUGCCGAAUGAAUAAAAUGCACAUAAAACA